AUGGGUAAAAAAGACAAGCAACGUAAAAGAUUAAGAAAAUUUGUUCAGUUGAAGGAAGCUCAAAGACUUUUCGAUGAUCCGACGACUCCAAUUGCGAAAGAGACUAUAUUAGCGAAUGCCAUUCCAAUUAAACUGGAAACCAAAUUGAAUGCAACGUUACCUACAGCCAAAAAAGAACCCGAUCACGAGCUGCAGAGAAUUAAAAAAGGUACAGAGAGCUGUCUAUUUUCUCCCAAAUUAACUACUUCCAAUCCACUUAGAGAAACUGAUCUCUCUCUUAGUACCAAUGAGAGAAUAAUUGAUAAGUCUGUUGCCAUAACCACAUCUUUAAGAGAAUCUCAUUCUCUGGAGUUGGGGUCAGAAUAUGGUAGCAUUGAUUUUGAGAAUAGUGUAGCUAAAGAUGGCAAUUUUAACGUGUGCCAGGCUCACCAAAUUAAAAUUUCAGCAACUAGACUUCAUUUUAUAAUCGCAUGCAUUUGCAUUUCAAUGUUAUCAUUAGGUGCCGAUUUUAGCUUCACUCUUGUAUCAUCACCUAGCAUAAGCUCAGAAUUUGAUCAUCUAGCAGAUUUUUUUAUCAUCUUUGGUAUUUAUUUGUUAGCAAUACCGAUUGCUUUUUAUGUUACCUCGUUGACUAUCAAAAAAUAUUUUAUUAGCUCAACCAUACUAUCCAAUUUACUUGCUUUAAUAAGCAGCCUAUCAUGUACUUAUUUCAAGGGAUUGAACAUGUUGGUAUUGUCUCGUAUUCUGUUUGGUGCAGCUUGUGGAUCAUGUUGUUAUAUAGAUCUCACAUUAUGUGAAAAGUUAGUACCAACUAAUACUAAAAACAAGUAUUCUAAUAUCGCUCUUGCACACUUUGGUUUAGGUACAAUUAUACCCGCUCUGUUGCUAAAUAGAAAUAUUUUAACUGAGUGGAGCAGCAUGGAAACUACCAUCACAGUCAUCUUCGCUCCUUUGAUAGUUAGUUUCUGGUUAGCCCUACCGAAGACCGAUAAAAACACGUUUGAAUAUAGUCUACAUGGCAUGAAAAUGAGGCAUUAUCUGAUACUGCUCCUUACUCUCUUCACAACAUCUGCCCUUUACAUUAUUGCAUGUUCGAGUUUUGAUUUCCCCAUUACGUACAGCUCACUUUCCCUGUGGUUCACAUAUUUGGCUGUUGUAUUUUACGCUGCUAAAGAAAGUAGGAACAAAGGGAUAUAUGACGCAGAAAUAUCUUGCUGGUUUCUAACGGGUGCAUAUGUCUCCACGACAAGCUUCAUUUUUAUGCUAAUGGAAAUUCAAGAUCUCAAUACAAAGUCAUUAUAUCUAUCAUUGACUCUAUCGACAUUCCUGGGUGCGGUCGUUGCCAAAAAAUUCCUAGAAGACCAUAUUUAUAUAAAUAUGGUCAUUCAACUAAUUUUGUUAGUUUUACAAGGGAAGGUAAUAGAUGUACAUUCAUUCGUCACCUCAAAAACCAUCUACCUGACGGCUCUGACCUCCACCUUAAUGUUUUCAUUUGGGGUGGCCCUUGGUUCGUAUUUUUCAAAAUUAAACAAGGAAAAGAAUAUUAUUACUAUCUUAGGUGAGGGAACGACAUCCGCUCUUUUCGCUAUAAUUGUCAGCGGCGUCCCAUUUAAGGGAAUAGUUCAAGAAAACCUAAAAAGAGAGUUGAGCCAAUACCUACCAGGAGACCAUUCAGUCGAUGAAUUGAAAUAUGCUAUUAAAAAAGCGCUAAGCUCAGUAGAGUGGAUUAGGGAAGAUUCUCCAGACCUCAUCUCCACUUCUAUCUUCUCCUGCUAUCUCGAUUCUAUCAGAUAUGUUUUUAUCUUCAAUCUUUUUUGUACGUGCAUUGGCAUCAGUUUUUUUCACUUAGCUAGAACCCACAAACAAUCUUCAAUUUAA
Messenger RNA from Kazachstania africana CBS 2517, 1878 nucleotides. It is a transcript of the gene VBA4, whose product is annotated as Vba4p. The record is from RefSeq and is a predicted model, not a curated record. Lineage: Eukaryota; Fungi; Ascomycota; Saccharomycetes; Saccharomycetales; Saccharomycetaceae. The transcript has a single exon. The coding region runs from base 1 to 1878 and encodes 625 amino acids.